AUGCCCUUCUCGCUCCCCGUGGACCACCCUCAGAUCCGUCUCUCCCCCGUCCCACCCUACGCUGAUCCACACGACCAGUCCGACUCGGAGCUGCUCCUCGAGGACCACUACCCCGCCACCCCGCCUGCCCCGUCCGAUCCCAACUUCCCCCCGUCCCCAGACCUCUCCGCCCACGCUGCAGACAGACUCUCCGACCACUCGCUCCUCUAUCCUGCCUCCUACCACGGGCCCUACACCCGCCUCCCCUACUCUCCGUACUCCUCCGUAUCAAACACCCCCGUCCCCUCCCGCCCCUCCUCUCCGCUCCCCCCGUAUGUCUCGCCCACCCUCCCGUACUCCUCCGGGGUCUCCUCCUGCAGCUCAGAAAGCGACAGCGACCCAGAGCCGUCCUACCUCAGCGAUGUUGCUCCCCUCCGUCGCCGCACUCGCAGAGAGGAACGCCGCCGCUGGUCCAUCAUCGACGCUGUCCGUCGCCAUCGCCGUCGCGAGGCCAUCACCGGCUUUCGCGCCUUCAAGCGCGCUAUUCGCUUACUCGUCCGCCAUCCCUACUUUCCCAAGACUCCCGUCACCAUACUCCUCACCCUUACAUUCUUGACCCUCCUCGCCGUUUCUGUCACCUUCCUCGUCAUUUAUAUCCUUAAUCCCGACAAAGAACCUCUCCCCUGGCGCGGCUACUGCACCAUCCCCCGCGGCACCUCCGCACGUCCUCCAGACGACCUCCCGCCCUCUGCGUCCUUUCCGUACGCACCUGCCGAGGACUUUACGCCUUUGUCCUUCCCGCCCCCAGACCUCGACGACCUCUCUCCUGCGGGUGUGUUCGUCGGCGUUUUUUCGGUCGAUAAUGCGGUCGAGCGUCGGAUGCUCAUCCGAUCCACAUGGGCCAGCCACCCACGCAGUCGCGAGGGCGCCAACGACGCCGACGCCGGUCUCGGCACCUCCCGCACCGUCGUGCGCUUCAUCCUCGGCCAGCCGUGCAAGGAGUGGGAGCGCCGCAUCAGGCUCGAGAUGGAGAUGUACAACGACAUGGUGAUCCUCCCCGUGCAGGAAAACAUGAACUCGGGCAAGAGCUAUGCCUACUUCACCUGGGCUGCCUCCUCCGCCUGGGUGCCCCCGCUCUACGCCGCCUUCCCGUCCUACCCCCCGCCGGUCUCCUACACCAACGCCACCACCCUCGCGCCCGUUCCCGCCGACCACGACUCGCUUCACGUCCACCGCGACUAUCUCACCGGCCAGCAGCGUCCGUGGGUCCGCCCGGACUACGUCGUCAAGGUCGACGACGACUCCUUCGUCAUGCUCGCUGAGCUCGAGGCCCGCCUCCGCGUGGAGCUGCAUCGCCGGCCAGGGCAGCCCGCCGCGGGCGACGCGCACGCGUCGCCAGACCCCGUCGCCGCCUCGCUCGCCGCCGCCAUCUCGCCGUCCACCAACGGCUCUGCGCCCGUGUACGGGGACGCGGGCGCGGACCCCGCCGCGGACCCGCUCGUCUUCUGGGGGUACCUCGUCAAGAACCGGUUCAUGGCGGGCGAGCUGUACGCGCUCAGCUUCAGCCUCGCGCGCUGGGUCGCGACGGACCCGCAGGUGCGCGGGCUCACGCGCGGCGCGGAGGACAAGCAGACGGCCAAGUGGAUGCGCCUCCACCCGCGCGCGGACGAGGUGCGCUGGGCGAGCGAGCGCUGCUGGAUAUACGACCACCCGCGGGCGGGGACCGUGUACUCGCAUGGGUUCCUCUUCCCCUCCGAGGUCGCGCGCGUGCAGCGCGUCGUGCUCGACGACAUCGCGUACUGGCGCGCCGCGUCGUCGCGCGCCGCGGCAGCUGCGGCGGCGGACCCGAACACGCAGCAAGGGCCGCAGAUCUUGACGUCGCAGCUCGGCGCACCGAGCGCGUACGUGCCCUCGCCGUUCGGCGCGAACGGGCUCCCGCCGUCGACGUGGGCGUACUCGAGCGUGUCCAAGUUCCGCGCGCGGUACGCGCCGCCGGUGCCGGACCUCGCGCUCGCGCAGAGCGUGGAGGCGCUCGUGGAGGGAAGCGAGAUGUCGCUGCUGCAUGAGGGCGGCGCGCGCACGCCGUUGCAUGCGUGGAAGGAUCGUGAAGGCCGGCGGACGCGGUACGGCGGUGCGCGCGUGGGCGGGACGGUCGUCGUGCAUUUUAUCAAGAAGAAUAUGUGGUUCCUCGAGACUGCGGACGCGAUGCUGCUCGGGGAGGACGUCACCGAGGCGGAGCUGGCUGCUGCCCCUCCGCCGCCGCCGCCGCCGCCGCCGCUAUUACCGGCGUCGAUGUCGACGGGGGCGGGGGCAAGGACCGGGAAGCGGAGGCUGUCGGGCGAGGAUGCGGGGGGUGCGAGGGAGCGCGUGAUGCACAUGCCGGCUGCGGCGGUACGGACACACCGGGGGCGGUAA
Molecule: messenger RNA, 2394 nt
Organism: Sparassis crispa
Lineage: Eukaryota; Fungi; Basidiomycota; Agaricomycetes; Polyporales; Sparassidaceae
Product: glycosyltransferase family 31 protein
Exons: 5
Coding region: 1-2394 (797 amino acids)
Cellular component (GO): membrane
Molecular function (GO): hexosyltransferase activity
Source: RefSeq, a predicted model, not a curated record